This is a messenger RNA of Parus major (Great Tit), 3146 nucleotides long. It is a transcript of the gene CHTF18, whose product is annotated as chromosome transmission fidelity factor 18. NCBI's taxonomy places the organism in Eukaryota, Metazoa, Chordata, Aves, Passeriformes, Paridae. The record is from RefSeq and is a predicted model, not a curated record. Gene Ontology annotation, molecular function: ATP binding; ATP hydrolysis activity. The transcript is spliced from 20 exons. The coding region runs from base 34 to 2994 and encodes 986 amino acids.
GGGCCGGUGGCGGCGGCGCGGCGGGAGCGGCCCAUGGCGGGCACCGAGCCCGGGCUCGAGGAUGGGCUCGAGGAUGGGAUCGAGGAUGGGAUCGAGGAUGGCUUCUACGAGCGCUUCGCCGCCGAGCUGGAGGUGCUGGCCGAGCUGGAAGAUGAGCCAUCCCCACCCACCGGUCCCAAAACCUCGCAGUUCCGGGACAAGAGGCAGCUGCUGGAGGAGCCCGACCCCCCCGGGGACUCUCCCACCAACGCCAAGAAGAGGCACCGGGACCGGGUCCCCGCCGUGUCCCCGCCGGCCUCCGAACCCCGCACCCCGAAGCCCAAGCGGCAGCGCCUGGAAGCUGUCAAGAAGCUCGAUUUCGGUGCAGACGAUGAGUUGGCUCCGGAUAUCUCCUGGGCUGGUGGCCCAGAGGCACCUCUGGCUCCCCACAACACCAGCUCGAACCAGCUGGAGAUGAGUGGAAUGGUCGCCCUGCAGACCACACCACCCUUGGAGAAGAAGAGGGUUCUGAGGAGACCACCCAUCCUGGAGGAUUACAUCAACGUGACAUCCAGCCAGGGCACCAGGGUCUUCCUGGUGCUGAGGGAUGAUCCCUGCAGGACAGGGCUGGAGCUCCCGGAUUCCCUGGGCUGGAACGCUCGCCGCCCGCUCCACUUGCUGGGGGUGCCCUUCUCCUACCUGAAGGAGCAGGUGGAUGAGGAGCGUCGCAGGCAGGUUCUGGAGGCCUCCCAGCAGCUGUCAGACAUCAUAAACAGCUGCCUGGGGAGUGAGCCCAGCACCGAGAGCCCGGAUCCCAGCAUGGACACAGAUCCAGCAGCCGAGGAGGAAUCUGAAUCCCACUGCCUCUGGGUGGACAAGUUCACACCUCGGCGCUACAUUGAGCUGCUCAGUGAUGAUUACACCAACCGCUGCCUGCUCAAGUGGCUCAAGCUGUGGGACACGGUGGUGUUCGGCAAGGACAGCGCUGGCAAGAAGGCCAAGCCCAGCCCUGCAGCUCAGCCCGCCCUCAGCCACCCCAAGGAGCAGCCCAACAAAUGGAAAACUAAAGUCCAGCUCACCGAGGAGAUCCUGGAGGCCGAGCUGGACCAGUACAAGAGACCCAAAUACAAGGUGGCCCUGCUUUGUGGCCCCCCUGGCCUGGGCAAGACCACGCUGGCCCACGUCAUCGCCAGGCACGCGGGGUACAACGCCGUGGAGAUGAACGCCAGCGAUGACCGCAGCCCCGAGGUGUUCCGGACCCGCAUCGAAGCCGCCACCCAGAUGAGGUCGGUGCUGGGCUCCCACGAGAGGCCCAACUGCCUCAUCAUCGACGAGAUCGACGGCGCGCCCGCGGCCUCCAUCAACGUCCUGCUGGCCAUCAUCCAGCGGAAGGACGGCGAGGCGGGGCGGCGGCGGCGCGAGGGGGGGCUCCUGCUCCGGCCCAUCAUCUGCAUCUGCAAUGACCAGCCUCGGGGACAUGGGCAUGGCUGUGGGGACAUGGGGAGGGCCCUGGGGACACAAGGAUGGCUCUGGGGACACGGGGACAGCCCUGGGGACACGGGCAUGGCCCUGGGGAUGGCUCUGGGGACAUGCUCCUGCUGCAGCUCCAGGCUCACAUGGGGACAGAGGGGACAAAAGUCCUUUCUGGAAAGAUCCCAGAAACUUCACCCAGUCCCCUGGGUGUUUCCAGCCCUACACGAGCAGGACGAGGGGGGAGUGUGCAGCUUGUCCCAGGGCUUUGGGGGUCCCCAUGCCCUCCCUCCCCUCUCCCCCUCGCAGUUCCUGCACGGCCGAGGGCAGAAGGAGCUCAGCAUGCAGAUGGUGCAGACCAUGAGGAUUGGCCUGAAGGACCAGAACAAGGGGCUCUUCUCCAUCUGGCAAGAGAUCUUCCAGCUGCCCAGGCCCCAGAGGCACAGGAUAGGAAUGGAUCCCUCUUUGCCAGCCCAGCUCCUGCUGGGGGACGAGGACCUGCCCCACCCCGGGGGCUCAGGGGGCUUCAAUUCCUCCUCCCAGCGCUUCCAGCACAUCCUGCACCUCUCCAUCUCCUCGGGAGAGCAGGAGAAGCUGGCCCAGGGCCUGUUUGAGAACUUCCUGCAGAUGAAGGUGCGAGAUUCCAGCCUGGGCUCCGUGUGCCUGGCCCUGGAGUGGCUGGGCUUCUCUGACCUGCUGGGCCAGGCUGUGCUGCAGGCCCAGAACUUCCAGCUGCUGCGCUACCUGCCCUUCCUGCCCGUGGCUUUCCACCUGCUCUUCGCGGCCACCUCCAUCCCCCGGCUGGCCUAUCCCAGCAGCCAGCCCGAGGCCGUGGCCAAGCUGAGCCAGAUGCAGAACGUGGUGCUGUCCAUGGUGUCGGGGAUCGCGCCGGGCGUGCGGAGCCGCGCGGGGCAGCGGGCGCUGGUGCUGGAGGUGCUGGGGCUGCUGCUGGACAUCAUCGCCCCCAAACUGCGGCCUGUGAACACUCAGCUCUACAGCCUGAAGGAGAAGCAGCAGCUGGCUGAGCUCAUCAGCACCAUGCUCACCUACAACCUCACCUACCUGCAGGAGCGCCUGCCCGAGGGCCAGUACGUCUUCAAGCUGGACCCGAAUGUGGAGGCCGUGUGCCGCUUCCCGGAGCUGCCGGCCCGCAGGCAGCUCAGCUACCAGGCCAAGCAGCUCAUCGCCAGGGAGAUCGAGCUGGAGAAGAUGAGGAGGGCAGAACGGAACCUGGGCCAGGAUCCCGGGAAUGGCCUCGGGGAGGAGCGAGGGGACGCGGAGCCAGCGGAGACCCCCAGCCACCAGCAGCGCCUGGAGCACCUCCUGAGGAGAGCAGUGGUGCAGGACAAGCCCGAGAAGGAUUUUUUCGGGAGGCCAGUCCAGCGGAAAGAGGCGGCCCCGGCCCCAGCCCCUCAGGUUUCCAAGGAGGAAUCCCUGGAGCUGCAGAUGGGAAAAGCCGUGGGGAAGAGCGACGUGUGGUUCCGCUUCAACGAGGGCUUCUCCAACGCCGUCAGGAGGAAUCUUUACAUCAGGGACCUGCUCUAGCAGGGCUGGGAGGGAGCCAGGAAUUCUGGAGCUGGAGGGAUCAGCUGGGUUUUGGCUUUCUAACCCAUGGAUGGGGUUUGUGGCCGUGAUCUUGGUGUAGUUGGUUUUUUAUUUUGUUUAAAAAGAGAAAUAAAAUGGAUCUACAAAAAUCA